UCUAUCUAUCUAUCUGUCUGUCUGUGUCUGUCUGUCUGUCUGUCUGUCUAUCUAUCUAUGUUACAAGCUGAGUUUGUCUUUGUCGUAUUGAAUUCAGAGAAAAAAUAAUAAAAAUGCCUGUGAUGAUCGGACAGUUUACAGAUCAUGUAACGUAAGCGAUAAUAUGGAGCAAUUUGUCUCGCGGAUUUUUUAUAUUAAAAGGAAUUUAUUAAAAGUAUGGGUGUUUUGUUAGACGGAUAAAACACCUCUGAAUUUGAACUAAUAGGCAAGUAAUCAUCUUUAGUCCGGUACCGAAAUGAUCACAUAUAUCAUCGACCUCAGCACGUUUUAUUCCUUUCACAUGGUUUAUAUGGACCACAGAGGAUGUAGGUCUGUUAGAGGUGUGCGCUUAAAAUAACACUGCAUUAAAGCGGGAAAAAAACAACAAUUCGAAGCCAAUUCAGUCCAUUUUAAUUCCUUGAGGUCUUUAAGCAAUUAAUUAAAAAAAAAUGUUUGUUUACGUUAGCUUUUUUUUUUCUGUAGCAGAGAAACACAACUACGACAUAGUAAACAAUACGCGUCAGCCAGUAAGUAUAUUGUAUUAAAUCUCCGAGGCUCAAUCCCAAACAGCUCCCUUUGCAGCCUAGUGCACUUCGAGUCGCGUUCCGUCGUACACCAUAUAGUGCGCCUACUUAGAGAAUGAACGCUAGAUUUGGGAUACGGCUCCAGGCCCCACCCCAGGCCAAGUUCUCACGUGGACGGCCAAGAGGGACGCAGCCAGGAGCAUAACACUGACGUCGGCGCUGUUUCCCGACUGUAGAGUGAUUAGGCAACUCGUAGAAAAGAGAAAGAAAGAUAUAAAAAAAGAAGAAAAGUGUGAAAAAUGUAAACGGGUUUAAAGUUGGGGACCAGACUUCACACCAUACGCACUUAGUGCUUCAGAAAAAUGGAAGCUUAUCAUAGUGGUAAUGAAGAUGCCAUGAUGGAGAGUGCAGAAGCUGCUGAAGCUCUGAUGAACAUCGAUUCAUCCACUUCACUUGCACUGGAUGACAAACAGAUACCUCAAAUGUUUUUUUUGACGUCGUCUCUGUUAGAAGGGAACCAGUUUUUAACAGACGGCGUCGUCGGACAACAACAAUGGAUCCACCUUCAGAAAGGAUCUUUACCUGAAGACAAACCAAAGGCUAAAAAGAGUCGAAGACCCAAAAGACCAAGGGAACAUUCCCCAAUGCCUGACAUAACUAUUAAGAAGAGCAAGGACAGCAAAGGAAAUACAUUGUACCUUUGGGAGUUUUUGAUUGCUUUGCUGCAGGACAAGAAUGCUUGUCCCAGAUACAUCAAGUGGACCAACUGGGAAAAAGGCAUAUUCAAGCUUGUGGACUCAAAGGCCGUGUCUCAAUUAUGGGGCAAACACAAAAACAAACCGGACAUGAACUAUGAAACAAUGGGGAGAGCACUUCGAUACUACUACCAGCGUGGUAUCCUGAAUAAAGUCGAGGGUCAGAGACUUGUGUAUCAGUUUGCAGAGAUACCAAAAAACAUCGUCUACAUAGGUGAUGACAACGAUGGCCCAGGUGGCAAUAAUAUCAACAUUUCAAAUGAGGAUGAUGAAGAUCACUCCAGUGAGGCAUCCAUCAAUGAACUAACACCCUUCAGCUUCACCUCAUCCUCUCAAUCAAAAUUGCUCACUUCCAAAACACCCAUGGGUACCAAAGUCCGUAAGGCUGUGAACGGAGGCCAGCGUAAGCCAGCUAACCACUCCGGUGAGGUUACAGGAGCCACCAAACAAGCCCGCCCGUUAGGUCUCAUCCAGCAGCAGCAUCUACCCAUUGUUUCUGCAGAGAUGCUUAAAACUCUUCAGAACGUCCAGUCCAUCCAGCCAGGCCAGCACGGGUCUGUUUUCCGCACGGCUCAGCUGUUAGAAAGUCUUCGUGACAAGCAAGACACCUUGGAGGUCAAGCAGGAACAGCUGGAGGUUCAGUCAGAGGGCCAGGCACCUCAGAUAGUCACGCUUCAGCUGGUACCUGUGUCUUCCAACGAAGAAGGGAUGGACGGAUCUGUAACUUCAUCUCAGUUCAUCAUGCAAGCCAUUCCAGAGACCAUCCCAGAGGAGGUAACCCUCGUAGUACAGAACGUCACCUUGGACAAGGCUUCUUCUGAUCCUUGCCACGCCGAUGUCAAGGACGAGAGCAAUGAAGUCAUCGUCUCCAGUUCUGCUUCAAGUAGUGCCUCAGUAGUGACAUUGGCUGGAGGGCAACAGUUGGUUUCUCAACCUUCUGGUACCGUAAUCCAUUCUGUAGUCACUGCAACGGAACCAAAGAUAUCAGGUCAGAUAGGUGACCCAGACCCUAAAGAGGUCUGUGAAGCUCCUGCAAACUCCCAUGAUGUCCCACAAAGUCCAGAUGUGGAUAAGAACCUGUCUGAUAUGAAGGUGGAGCCCUUAAGCGUGGUCAUCUUCAAUGACUCAUGGGUGGGUUACACCUCCAACGAGACCACAGAGUCGUCUGGCUAAACUCAGGCUAGACUGAAACCUCAUGUUGUCUAAUGCCAUUAAAGCCUUACUCAUCACAUUCCUUUGGGACUUGCACAUGCACUGGAAUUUACAGACACUCCUUUUUCUUUCUUUGUGUCUUAUUUUUUGCACCAGCUUUGCCUUGCUAUGCCAUGCAAAGAUUAUUUUUUAGGAGGACCAAUGAUUCCUAUGCAGCUUAUCCUUACCUUAAGCCCCAUUUUCCUUUCUUAAGUGCCCUAAAAUCUUAUACUGCAAUGAAGUUCCUCAGGGUUCUGACACGACCGGUAAUGUGUCAGUGAUGUCGCUGUAUAACAGAAGGCCAACCACAACCACUUUUUUUUUUUAAUCAUUCACGAGGAGAGCUGUCAUGGAUGGUGACUUUAUCCUUAGCAAAUCCAACUACUAAAGAUACGACGAAUUAGUGAUACUGUAUGCGAUGCAUAAGUUCUUGGUAAAGAUGCACGAGUGUGGCUAAAUCUGUAUUUUAUAAACACGUCUUGUUCAUAUGUAACCUUGUUCAUACCUGGAUCAAAUGUGUGACCUGACUAUAAUUAUUAACAAAAGAUGCUGUAUUUUUAUUGACCAAAUAAAUAUUGUUGCUAAAAAAAAUGUUUUAAAAGCCUAUCCUGUGCUGUUGACUGUAUUGCUGUUAAUGUCGUUUGAGAAAUAUAUGUGACCGAAAGAAGCUGAAAAAUCAGGUGUUGUGUCAAAGUGACAAUCAUUUCAGAUGACUUUAUUCACAAUAUAUGUACAUUGUGUUCAAAAGAGUUUAAUGAUGCACUGUAAGCCUGGUUUGAGAUUAAUCCUUUUGAGAUUAUGAGAAAGCAAGUACUCCUCUAUAUGCAUUCCUUACCCAAGGAACUUCCCUAGCGUGAUCUAGGCUAAAUUUAGGGGUUCAAUAUUUUGAUUUCAGAAACGAGGAACUGGAUCCUGAACUCUCUGGAAGUACAGAUAAAUUUGUUCAACACCUCCUCAAUGUCUUUAGUUUCAUCCAAACGUUUGAUUAUAAUAACUCCGUGUUUCAAACCGAUGAUCAAAAAUGAUGCAGUUUAAAGAUUUUUCAACCUAGCAAGCCAAUAAUUGAACCUAUAGUGGCUAAAAAGAAGGAUGGAUUCCUCGUUCAACAUGACCUACUAAUAGUGGAUCAUUUCUGUUUUGUUGUAUAUGCCAGCUGUUUGAUAUAUAAUCUUCCUUCCUUUAGUUUUUGUUUCUUCUGUGUUACAUUACAUGCUGUAGUACUGAUAACUGUAAUGGUUGAAUGUGACUCCCAAUUUUUUAUUGCAUUUUUUGUAUUGAAAAAGCCUGUACAAUGCUUAUGGAUAUCAAAGCCAUACUGUUUGAUGUCUCUAAUUAAAUAUCAUUGAAAAUG
This is a messenger RNA of Hemibagrus wyckioides, 3860 nucleotides long. Its product is annotated as ETS-related transcription factor Elf-1-like. Gene Ontology annotation, molecular function: DNA-binding transcription factor activity, RNA polymerase II-specific; sequence-specific DNA binding. NCBI's taxonomy places the organism in Eukaryota, Metazoa, Chordata, Actinopteri, Siluriformes, Bagridae. The coding region runs from base 926 to 2491 and encodes 521 amino acids. The transcript has 6 exons. Gene Ontology annotation, cellular component: nucleus. Gene Ontology annotation, biological process: regulation of transcription by RNA polymerase II; cell differentiation. The record is from RefSeq and is a predicted model, not a curated record.